Molecule: messenger RNA, 2146 nt
Organism: Plodia interpunctella (Indianmeal moth)
Lineage: Eukaryota; Metazoa; Arthropoda; Insecta; Lepidoptera; Pyralidae
Product: zinc finger protein 226-like
Exons: 11
Coding region: 328-1782 (484 amino acids)
Biological process (GO): regulation of transcription by RNA polymerase II
Cellular component (GO): nucleus
Molecular function (GO): zinc ion binding; DNA-binding transcription factor activity, RNA polymerase II-specific; RNA polymerase II cis-regulatory region sequence-specific DNA binding
Source: RefSeq, a predicted model, not a curated record
AUUUUGGAUAACAAUAAAUCAUCAAAAUAAAAAAAAAUAAAAGUCAAAGUCAAACAACCAGCCAACUGACAGGAGGAAGACAACAGGAAGCUGAAGCUGAAAACAAACACCAACAAUGUUUUCUUGGAUUUGAAAAUCUUGCAACAUAAAUUGAAUUUUCUAUAUUUUUUUCUCAGAAUAACAGGUACUAGGUACCUACCUACCUAACCUAUUUUUUAUACUUAGUAGUAUUGAAAAUAAUAUGUAAUUUUGUAUUUAUCAUAUUUGUACUUGUAAUCCGAAUUUGGAUUUUUGUGUACUUCUGUAGCCAAACAGAUGUGGUAAAAAAUGGAUAAAUGUAGAUUGUGCCUUAAAAGUAGUAAAAAAUUAAGAUCAGUAUUUGACAAAGAAGAUGACAUCGUGUAUAUUGAUAUGAUAACCGCGAUUUCAAAUAUUAAAAUAAACAGAGAUGAUAAACAUACACAUUUAUGCUUACAAUGUCGGCGAAAACUUAAAGAAGCAUUUAAUUUUAAAAAUAUGAUAGAAAUGUCCAAUUUAGUAUUAUGUGAAAACACUAGUAUAAGAAGAAUUAACUUCAACAACUUGGAUGAAAUCAAAGUUAAAGUUGAAAUUGACAUGAAGAAAGAAAUUUGUGAAAGUAAUAUUGCUGGGGUGUUGGAUAAUUGUCGCAAUGAUGAAUCCGAAUUCUUCUGGUUUAACAAUACUAUGAUAAAAAGAGUUGAAUCCAAAAUAUAUGCAGAUGAAGAUAGGCCUCAGAAUAUUCGUGAUGAUGUUAAAACUGAACUAUUUGACGAUGAUUUAGAUGCAGAUUAUGAUAAUGAAUGUUAUGGCUGCAGCGAUGCCGAUGGCGAGUAUUUGCCAGAAUAUUCAAAUAAGAAAAAUAAAGAAAAUAGAAAGGAGAAAGAAAACAGACACUCAAAAAAUAUGUCUAAAGGAUCAAAAGGAAUUAAAUGUAUGAAAAAUGACACUCUGAGUGUUCUGAUAAAGCCAGUACUUUUAAAAGAUAUUGCAAUUGUUCGCACACCAGUAGAGAAAAGAAAAGCUAGGAAACGAAAACCCAAAUUUGAAGGAAUUAGAAGGCAGAUGUGUAAUUUCUGUGGGAAAAUGACUUCAUCAAUGAAAACGCACAUAUUGGUGCACACAGGGAAGAAAACACAUAAAUGCGAUAUAUGUGAAAAGGCGUAUUAUAUGGAUUCACAACUAAAAGAACACAAAAAGAAGCAUGAGAUGCAUAGAAAAUAUAAAUGUGAUCAAUGCGUCGCUACAUUCAACAGCCCAGGUGCUUUGAAAAGUCACAUGAUAGUCCACAAUGAUGAAAAAACAAUUGUUUGUCACAUUUGUAAUAAAACAUUUAAAAGAAAAAAUAAUUUGAGACGACAUGUCAAACUUCAUAAUUCUGCAAAUAAAACUAUCAAAUGUGAGCUCUGUAAUAUGACUUUCUUUUCGAAUACUGGUCUAAAGCAUCACUUACGAGUGCACACUGGAGAAAGACCGUAUAGAUGCGACAUGUGUUCACAAGACUAUAGUUACAAACACGACUUUAAUAGGCAUUGUUUCAAAAAACAUGGCGUGUUUUUGAAACGGAGAAACGUUCACGUAAUGAAUGAAGAGGUCCUUGUGAAGGAACGAGAGCUGAUGAGACUAUUGAUGCUGAGGCUGCACGGAGUGGUUCAGGGUGAAGACCCGUUCAAGGAGUUCGAGGGCCCUCAGGGGUACAAGGCGCUGGCACAGGCUAUCAACCUCAUAGAGAGUAAACAACUGUCGGUGGAUGUGCAUGUCUAAAACAUUUCCGAUCUUUAGUGUUCAUUUUAGACCCAUUAUGAUAGUCCAAAAAGAUGAAAAAACGUUUGUUUGUCACAUUUGAGACAAAGCAUUUAAUAAUAAUAAAUGAGUGGAACAAUAAUAAAAUCUUUAUUUACUUUACCAGAAACAAGUACUUACCUACAAUGACGUUCAAAAGAGCUGCAAAAUCUUUAAUUGCCAUUACAGUCUGUUGCGGAGUUUUUUUAAUAGCCAUUCAAACCGUACUCUCGUCAACUUUAAGGAGGACUUCAGAUAUAGACGAAUUUAUGAUAAGAGACCAAAAAACACGAAGAAGGCAAAACUAUUUCAAGGAAUCAGCAUUAGAGAAGGAUUUAUUUGAGAA